Molecule: messenger RNA, 1514 nt
Organism: Durio zibethinus
Lineage: Eukaryota; Viridiplantae; Streptophyta; Magnoliopsida; Malvales; Malvaceae
Product: hydroxyproline O-arabinosyltransferase 1-like
Molecular function (GO): glycosyltransferase activity
Source: RefSeq, a predicted model, not a curated record
ACUUAGUUAAAAAAAAAAAAAAACAAUUUAAAAAUUAGAAGCAACGUGAGCUUAACCAUAUAAGAAGCCACAACUUUUCUUCUACUGCUCAGCCGUCUGUCAAUAGUCAACACCAGGACUUUCUUCAUCCACUCCCCAGCGACAGCCUGUCACCUCACUUUCCCAAAUAUAGCCACCGCUACCGCUCUAGGCGGCUUCCGCCAGUACUUUCAGCGGUUCCUCCACUUACCCAAACUGUCCCUCACCAAGUUCCAUAAAUUAAAAAGAGAGAGAGAGAGAGCUCUUAAAGCAUAGAGUGAAAAUGGGGUGUGGCAAUGCCUUCUACACCUUAAUCAUAACUUUCUCAGUAGCUCUAAUCACCUACAACAUCCUCAUCUCAGCCAAUGCUCCUCUAAAGCAAGAGCUUCCAGGCCCUUCGAGAUCAUCAAUUGUUGACCCCAUAAUCAAGAUGCCAUUAGAAAGAUCAAGAAGAUAUGGGUCAACUGCAAAGAAUAGGUUGUUUCACACGGCUGUAACAGCUUCAGACUCUGUUUACAACACUUGGCAGUGUCGAAUUAUGUACUACUGGUUCAAGAAGCAUAAGAAUGGACCAAAUUCAGAUAUGGGUGGGUUUACUAGGAUCUUGCACUCCGGUAAACCUGACAAGUAUAUGGAUGAGAUUCCCACUUUCAUUGCUCAACCUUUACCAGCUGGAAUGGAUCAGGGAUAUAUAGUCCUCAACAGACCGUGGGCAUUUGUGCAGUGGCUUCAAAAAGCAGACAUAAAAGAAGAUUACAUACUAAUGGCAGAGCCGGACCAUAUCAUUGUCAAGCCUAUACCGAACUUAUCAAAAGAUGGGCUUGGAGCUGCAUUUCCUUUCUUUUAUAUAGAACCUAGAAAGUAUGAGUCUGUUCUGAGAAAGUUCUUCCCUAAGGACAAGGGUCCAAUAACUAACAUUGACCCCAUAGGAAAUUCUCCUGUCAUUGUUGGGAAGGAUUCUCUCAAAAAAAUUGCUCCCACCUGGAUGAAUGUCUCAUUGGCAAUGAAGAAAGAUCCUGAAGCAGAUAAAGCUUUUGGUUGGGUACUUGAGAUGUAUGCUUAUGCUGUUUCCUCUGCCUUUCAUGGUGUUGGUAACAUCCUGUACAAAGAUUUCAUGAUCCAGCCUCCUUGGGAUACAGAAAUUGGUAACAAAUUCCUUAUUCAUUAUACAUAUGGGUGUGACUAUGAUUUGAAGGGUAGGUUAACCUAUGGGAAAAUUGGAGAAUGGAGGUUUGACAAAAGAUCUUUCAGUAGUGUAGCACCGCCAAGAAACCUUCCCCUGCCUCCUCCUGGUGUUCCACAAAGUGUGGUAACUCUGGUGAAAAUGGUAAAUGAAGCCACAUCAAACAUUCCAAAUUGGGGGUCAUAGAAGAAAGGAUAGGCUGCAACUGCAAGAUGCUGUACGCCAACAAGCUCCAUUCAAUUGUCAGCAUGGACGCUUAAAACACGUACUGGUUUGGGUAAAAAGUAGAAGGGGAGGGAGGGGGGGAGGGUGU